UUAAUACUUCGAGUAAGAAUUUCGACUAGCAAUUGAAUAAACUAUGAAAAGUUAAAAUUCGAGCGAAGCGCCAUUUGAUAGGUGGUGGGGAUAGAAGGGAGGUGUGGUAAUGGUGAGGAGUCUCGUCCAACCACGAGAGGAGCUAGUAGCGCUUGCUUCGCAGUAUGAGGCGGCGUGGGGCUAGGGACGAUGCAUGGGCUGCGACUAGGAGGCACUUGGGAGGCAGGGAGGGCAUGCGAGCGGAGCACAGUUCAGUAGUCGCCAUUGCAAGUCCCCCCGUGCUCUCGUAUUCGUGACACUCGUACGCGUGGAGCCGAUUUUCCGCUAACCUAAUCUCCCCGCGAGGGCCCUAAGUGUGCCCCCCCGAUGCAGAGAUAUUGCACCGAGCUCACCGAAAGAUUGUUGAAAUCUCUUGACAAGGAAUACAAUGUAAGUAGCGGAAUGAAUCCGCGAUGCGCCAUCCGUCCGCUCACGCAAACGGCUAUCGGGCCACUCUCGAUCCCCCGUGCGCCGUGCGCCGUGUGCCUGUACCAGUGGCGUGCGCGAGAGUCACUAAGAAUGUAGUGUAGCGGCGGCUCCGCGUGUGAGUGAGUAAUAUGUUCCUGUGUGUACGUACGCUGCCAGGCGGCGAAUCUUGUCUAUGCACGAAUGUGUGUACGUCGAACGUAAACGCGUUUGUCGACUACCUAGAGCAUAACCUUAAUAUUGCAACGAAUUGUACAACAUCGAGAAGAGAUCUUGAAACACCACUCUUCUUUUUCUCUCCUUUUCUUUCUAGAUUUUCCUCGAGGUUUUAUUUCGUUACACGAAUGUCUUCGGAAAUAAGAUUGCAUUCAAUUGUAUCAAAAUUUUUUCGUGAAAAUAUUUUGUACCUUUGGCCCGAUCGCCGUUUCGAUGUUCGAAAUUAAUAUCUUUCAAUAAAAAUUGUUAACAUCAGUAUGAGUCAGAUGUACCGUUUGUCCCAUAUUUAAAAGAUACCCACGGACACGUGUUGACUAUUGCAUUUUGCAUGUAAAAAUCGAAUGUAAUUGUACUAUUAUCAACAGUUUAUCUUGCCAAUUAAAGCAAUAUGAUCUUACUUAUUAAUACAAUAUAAAUCUUAAAAUUAAAUCAAUAUGGUCCUAUCAAUAGUAACAAUAGCAUUUUUAAAUAAUAUAAUUUAAUCUCUUAUUUUAAAAGUAAUACUCUUAAAACGAUUAAAAUAAAAAACUAUGUAUUAUUGUAAAAAUACAAAUACUUAACAUUACAUAUCACUGUUAGACAAGUGAUAACUGAUCUUAAAGAAUGAUGCAGUCUAGGCACUGAUAAAUAAUGUAGAAAUUAAUUUGCCAAAGUCUGAAAACUUUAUAUCCAUCAAUGUGAUAGGAAUUUUAAAUAUUAAAUUGGAUGCUUUUUUAUCAUUGUGUUCAACUCUAUAAAAAUAUUUUAAGUAAUAAUAAAAUAAUAAAAUUAUAAUUGUACAAUAGAUAAGAAUAUGUAAAAAAAAUAAAUACAAAAUUUGUCUUAAAUAAAAACAUGGUUAAUUAUAUAUUUGUUAUUCUUAAUAAUAGUCAUAAAACAAUUAACACAUAACAAUAAAUACCAUAUAAUAAUUUCUUAUGAAUUUUAGUAGAAAAGUAUAAUAUAACAAGAUAUAUGAUUUAUUUAUGAAGUUUUUAAAUAUUACAUACAUCGGUAUAAUUAAAAGAUAUAUAAGAAUUACAAUACUUUACAAAACUAUCUUAAACCUUAUAUGAAAUCAGUAAAAUAGUUAUGAAACAUCAUUUCACCAAAGAAGUAUUAUAAUUUAAGACAACUAUUACCCUGUAGAAAGAUAAAGUCAUCGAUAUGGGAGCUGUUGUGGAUGUCAUUACGGCCCUGGAAAAGACGACGAUCACUAAGGAAUUGCUUGAGAUUACAAGGCUUGGAAAACACAUUAAUGAACUUCGACGCAAGACAAGUAAUGAUGCCUUGGCUAAGCGUGCAAAAGAUUUGGUACGGCGCUGGCGAGAUAUGGUUUUACCAUCUGCUCACUCUACCCCACAACCUACCCCAGCUGAUACAGCACCACCUGCUCUCAAUGGAGCCAAACCACAUAGUCCUGCAUUAAGAUGCUUUAAACCACAAAGUCCAGCACUAAGAGGUUUAAAACCUCAAAGUCCAUUAUUGAGGGAUACCACUGCUCUCAGAGUGCUUAGCCCAGCUCUAUCUGUGCAUAGUGAUAAUUCACAUUCUCCUAAUGCAUCAUCAAAUAAGCAGUCAAUUACUGUGACCAGUAACCACAAAACAAGUUCCGAUGUGACAUCUAUGCUUGGUUCAUCGAGCCAAAAUCAUACGACAGAAGCAGUGCCACGAACUCACAGUUCAAAUAAACGCCUUCGAAAAGAUGAUUUUAAUGACCAACAUAAUUGUCAACACCUUGAUUCAGACUUAAUUACCGAAAGUGAACCCUUUGUUAAAAAGCAACGUCUCAAUGGCGAAAACAUAAGUGGUAAUUUAAAUUUGCAAGUGCCUAGCCCCACAUUUAAAGAACGAAUCUCUGAUCAUUUUGUGGAGUCUUCCACUGAUCCUGACGAUUCAGGUCCAAAGAAGCGUGGUAGAAAAAAAGGCAGUAAAUCCACGAAGAAGCAACCGAUUUUAGAAGAUCGCGUGAAAGAAAAACUAGCUAGUAUCUCAAGAAAUCCUAAAUUAAAAACAACUCAAGAACUGCUGGCUGAUUUGCGGGCACGCGGCACCAAUUCUAGCAUUAAUUCAAGUGCUCUACCUAGUCAAAAUGUAGAAUCACCCAGCGUGGACGAUAUUCUGAGAAAUAGCAAUGAACAAGUAUCCAAGUUCCUUCGUUGUACUCAGAACAACUCGUCCCAUAGGAAUACAGUUUCUGUAACCUCGUCGGAUAAUCGGUUAAAACCUUCAGAAAACUGUCAUGAUGUACCAUCUAAGUGUCAGGAAUCAGGUGUAGUGUACAAAGAAAAAUCAGUUACAAAUUUUCCAAAAACUCCUCAAUCGCAGGUGUCUCAAGAUUUAACAGUUGAAGAAAUACUGGCCAAGUUACCACCUCUAGAUCCAAGUUCGAUCGAUUGGGGUGAAAGUGAAACCGAACCAACCGAAGAUCAAAACAAUAUCGAGUACCCGCCUAGACAAAUUACAACUGAAGACAUAGAAAGGUUACACACGCAGUAUGUAGAAGGACUGAAUGGAAACUUCCAACCAAAACUAUCAUCUUUAACUUCUACUUUAAAUGAGAAGUCGGAAGAAAAGGAGGGAAUGUCAGAGAUUAAUGGUGUAAACAAUGUGUAUAGCCAACCUGACGAAGAGUUUCGAGAAUGGCAUCAGAUGCUAUCAAGGCCCAGUUACAGUGGCCAAAUCCUUCACAUAUUGCCUUAUGUUAUUAUUGAUUAGUAAUUUUAUUAUCUUAUUCUAUUAUUAUUCCCAAACUUGUGAAGAAUCCCUGCAAAAUAUUUAAGAGAUCGAUCGAUGAUCACUCUAUUAAACCAAUUUUGUAUUGCAAUUUACGAUUGCUCUUUAUUUCUAUACAUGUUCGUAUUACUACCACCCUCUAUCAUCUGUAUAAUUUCUAUUAUUAUUCAAAUUGAAACUGUCAUUUUUUAGCACCGAAAUUAAUCAUGCCACGCAAACGUAAAUGAUCGUCAUUACUUUUAUUAUUAUUGUUAUUGUUGUUACAACUAUUAUUAUUAUUAUUAUUAUUACACUACUAUCAUCAUUAACUUUAUCGUCAUUAUUCAUCAUUACUCAUCAUCAUCAUGACACAAAGCAUCUGUCGUACAGAACGGGUCUGCAAACAAAAAAUAUCUGGAAAAAUGGAAAACAUAGAGAACAUCUGUUAUAAAGUGUAGCAUCAUUAUAUGUGACAGAGUAGGUCUGUAUUCAAAUCCUGAAGGUACUCUCUAAAUGCUUCUCUUUUGUUGCGUAUAUUAUAUUAGUAUGUACCACCAUCACUGUUAUUGUCAUUAACAUCAUUAACAUUAUUGCUACAUUAUAGUUAUUAAAAAGCAAAUCAAUUCUGAAUGGUUGCGCAAAAUUGAAACAUCAUUAAAAUAUUGCAGGUGAAAUUAAAUCAAACCACAUGUAAAUUAGUCUUUCUUUCCUAAAGUUUUUAUAAUUACUUGAAUUAAAGAACAGACACGUAAAAGUUAAACAAUUUUGUUUAAAAACUCACUGGAUCAUUUCUAUUAGACGAUAUAACAUAAUUUAUUAUUUUCUAUAAAUUAUGUAAAUCAAUCCAUUCUUUUGCUAAAAAAAAGGAGGCACAAAAAUAAAAUAGUGCACUUUGUGGCCUAUGCAUAAAAAGAGUAGUUAUCUUAUUUGCUAUACAAUACUGUUUGGUUGAUCAAAUCAGAUAUUAUUUUAAGAUACACUCUUGCAAAAUGAUGUUAGCCAAAAUAUAAGAUAUAAUUACAAUAAAAAGUUGUACCACGCAAAGAAAAAACAGUAUAAUAUUUAAAAUGCUUAUUGACAUCAUAUUUUGUUUAUGACUUUGAAAUAAGUGAUGACUUAGAAACCAUCACUCGAACAUGAUAUGAAAACUAAUUAUUUGUGUGUGGUAAAAGUAGUUGAACCGAAUGUAACGGGGGCCUUAAUUAAAAUUUAAAAAGCAAAAAAUUAUUUGUCCCAUAAAGUACUAUGUUGCAUAUACAUACAGAAAUGGAAAAUGUUGCACAUACAAUCAAGGAAACUUAGUUUCAGUGUAUUCAACAUUUUUUUUUUCGGUUUUAUUUUAUUUGUUAUGGAUGUAAUAUAAAAGAAUUAAAAUUAUACCAAAAAUUCUCUUUUAACAAAAUAGUAGUAAAACAAUCACGAUUAUAUUGAUGAAAAAGAGAUGCAUUAUGUGCAAUGUCCAAUAUUCCAAAUAUUUCAGUACUAUGUAAUUUUUUUAACAAGGAGAUUUUAUGAUUUCAAACUGUAAAUAUAUCAUUCGAAAUCGUGAACACUGGAACCAAAAUGUAUUAACAUUUUUUGUAAUAACCAAAUAACGUUAUGUUAUGUAAAAAGAAGAAAAAGAAAUGUACAUAUUAUGCAACUAUACCGUGUAUAAUGAAAGCUUUGUGAAACGUAAAUUAGAAAAGAAAAUCUCUCAUUUUACAUGUGUUCAUUUUUUAAUAAUAACAAUUACCUUAUGUUUGAUUUCACUUAAUCAUUUUACACACAUUUGAGCUCUAUACCGAGCUUCUACUAAUAAAUUAUUUAAAGAAAUGCAGAUCAAACAUAAAAACUGCGUUCUCAUUUUCAAUUAAGCAUUGUAAUAAUGAGUAAAAAUAGUGAGAUGUUCCCACAAUAGUGUACAUAUAAUACAUACACAUUUUUAUAGUUUCAUGUGUUAAUUAUCCAUUUAUAUUGAUUAAAAAAACUCUAUUUUACAAAGUAUAUCAUAUGUAUUUUGUUUAUACAGGCAUUUAUGUACCUUUGUAUUUAAUAUUAAAAAUUCAAGUUAAUAUAAUUGAAUACUAUAAUACACUCAGUUCAUACACUUAAUUUUUAAUAAUUUUACAAACAGAUUCAUAAGUACAUUUUAUUUAAUUUUGACUAUUUAUUUGUAAAUUAUAUUUAAAAAAAACAUAUCUACUAAAUGAAUAAUUAAAAAUUUGUGAAACUUUUAUUUUAAUUUGGUAUUAAUUAGAAUUUAUGUUUGAAUAUAAAAUACUGCGUGAAAUGCUCAAGAUACUUUCUAAAAUUAUUGUUGAACAAGAGUUAAAUUAGUAUCUACCUUGGUACCAUUACGAUAAACGUAAUAUGUUGAUUACAAUUUAAUUUCAAAGCAAUCGGUUAUACCUUUGAUCUAAGGAACCACAGAAUUUAGUUGCUUAAUAAUUUCAUAUAAUCUGAGAAGAAAAUAAAAAUUACAAUAUAUUGUUUACGAUUUGAAAUGAGAAAAUUUUAUUCAUCUAGAAAAAGUAUUGCAACAAAAUACAGCAAAGCUAUCAGUUACAUACAUAUAUUGCUGUAAAUUCUGAAGCAAGAUUGUGCCUUUUGAACUUCUGGAAUUCUAUUGUAAUUCUACUGUUGAACAACAGUACAUAAAUUACAACCAAUUAAAACAAAAGACAGUUAACAUAGUAAAAUGAUAAAAAAUAAAAGAAUGCAAUUUCACUAAGGAAUUACUUUUAUUUUAAAUUAAAUGAAAAAAAUGUUUAUAUUUAAUGUCCAUCGACAAUGAUAUUAAGAGAGUUCGGUAAUAAACCAAAUUUCAAUUAUCAUUAUAUAUUAAUAAUUCAUUCCCAUUGUCAAUAUGUCAUUUUAAUUAAAUUCUGAUACAAAUUUAUGUUUAACAUUGUACAAUUUUAACAUGUACAUUCAGUACGUCAUUUGCAUUAUAUUUUUAUAAUUUGCAUAAUAAAUUUUUUAAUAUA
This is a messenger RNA of Hylaeus volcanicus, 6344 nucleotides long. RefSeq names its product mediator of RNA polymerase II transcription subunit 26 (gene MED26). The coding region runs from base 1828 to 3378 and encodes 516 amino acids. The transcript has 5 exons. Gene Ontology annotation, molecular function: transcription coregulator activity. Gene Ontology annotation, biological process: regulation of transcription by RNA polymerase II; positive regulation of gene expression. The record is from RefSeq and is a predicted model, not a curated record. Gene Ontology annotation, cellular component: nucleus; core mediator complex; mediator complex. Lineage: Eukaryota; Metazoa; Arthropoda; Insecta; Hymenoptera; Colletidae.